Molecule: messenger RNA, 1416 nt
Organism: Penicillium canescens
Lineage: Eukaryota; Fungi; Ascomycota; Eurotiomycetes; Eurotiales; Aspergillaceae
Exons: 4
Coding region: 1-1416 (471 amino acids)
Source: RefSeq, a predicted model, not a curated record
AUGUCGUCCAAACUCGAUCCUUCGGCAUUGAAGUAUGCCUUGUUUCUGUGUUGCGGCCGGUCGGUUGCCUCACACGAGCAAGGCGCAUCUUGUCCAAUAGCAGUCCUGGAUCAGGCCGAAUCGCCUGAUUUUGAGGAACAACUGCGGUCAGAGGCACCCGCUGGGAGUAAAGGACAUAGCCCUCUGCAUGUUAUACUGCUGAGCCCUGAAGCGGGGUCGUUCCCGGGGGACUUGGAGGUCAAUUCUCUCUUUGAGGAAUAUUGGGAUAUCAGUCUUGAAUCCGUGGCUCUUUUGGCUUCGCCGUUGGUGUCUGGUUAUCACAGUCGAUGUGUUGACAUCAAAGGCCGACCGUGCCUUGAAAUAUGCUAUAAUGUCUCAGAGUCACUAUCAUAUGUAGCGAACAACACCAGUCCCCUUGAUAGUACCCCAACCAUCAGUUCGCGAGGCCCGACCGACAUGGUGCUGCAUCAUCAGCAUGAGCCUAUUUACUUCCGCCAUGAUAUAACAACAGGUCACAGUGUUUAUAUGUUCCUCCAGGCAAAAAGCGACCUCCGCAAUUUGGUACAUGGACUUUAUGAGGGCCUCCGACAAUCCGAGCCAUGUUCCUGUACAGACAACUGCACCUGCAGAUGCAAGGGAGAAUCACGCCUGCAUCCACUGGCCUUACAUUCCGCGAUAUUAUUCUACAUCCUCUCAACACGAUCAACCGAGCUCGACAACCUUGUCAAAUGGCUCCUAUGGAUCGAAACACAACUUCACCAAGGCUCGCUCUUCGAGAUAACCGACUCCGAUCGCUUCUCCAAAUACGUCCAACUGCUACACAAAAUGUCCCGGAACCUAAUCACACUCGAACACAAUAACCAGCGCGACACAUCAAACAUCAACCAUCUAUUACAGGAUCAUACGCGACUCGGUCGGCUAGCGAAGCGUUACAACGGCGGUACAAACAUAAAAAGCAGAGUCCACGAGCGUGUUCGAGACGAUCUCCUCGCUCUACGUGACUUCUGCGAGGACAGACAUCGCCGUAUUCUCAACCUCCGUCAACGGACUAACAACUUUAUCACGCUUCUCUAUAACCUAAUUACAGGGCAUGAUAGCACGGUCAAUUUGCGCAUAGCUACCCAAAGUGCGAGCAUUGCACGCGAAGCACGUAAAGACAGUAUGUCUAUGAAGAUCAUUGCGGCUGUGACAUUGAUUUACCUCCCUGCCACAUUCGUGUGUAGCUUGUUCGGGACGAACUUGGUCGCUUUUGACACAUCUCCUGAUUCAACUCGGUCUGAGUUUGUCGUUUCCCGGUGGUGGUGGCUUUAUCUUGCUUUUGCUAUACCGUUGACUGUGUUGACUAUAUUUGGGUUUUGGCUGUGGCGGCGAUUUCGGGAAACGCCAAAAGAGAGAGAGAAGAAGUAUACUGACUAG